GAGCCGGGGGAGAAGAGGAGGAAGGGGUCGCGGUGCGCGCUCAGUCGACGGAAGAUGGCGGACACAGAAGCAACGUCAGUGAAGAAGAAGAAGAAAGUGAAGAAAGUCAGUGAAGAAGAUCUUGGGGAAGUCCAGCAGAGCGGGGACUUCUUCAUCCGCCCAGAGUCCAAAGUCGCCUCAUUGGACACGUCGCAAUGGCCGCUGCUGCUAAAGAACUUUGAUAAGCUGAAUAUCCGGACGGCGCACUACACGCCGUUACCGAGCGGCAGCAACCCACUGAAGAGGAACAUCCACGACUAUGUCAGGUCAGGCUUCAUUAACCUUGACAAACCAGCCAACCCAUCAUCCCACGAGGUCGUGGCGUGGAUCCGACGGAUCCUUCGGGUCGAGAAGACGGGUCACAGCGGCACACUCGACCCGAAGGUCACGGGCUGCCUGAUCGUCUGCGUCGACCGAGCCACCCGGUUGGUCAAGUCCCAACAAAGUGCAGGCAAAGAGUACGUGGGAAUAGUUCGGCUGCACAACGCCAUCGAGAGCGAGCACGUUCUGGCCCGGGGGCUGGAGACGCUGACGGGCGCUCUGUUCCAGCGGCCGCCACUGAUCGCUGCCGUCAAACGUCAGCUGAGAGUUCGAACGAUUUACGAGAGCAAACUCAUUGAGUACGACCCCGAGAGGAGGCUUGGUAUAUUCUGGGUGAGCUGUGAGGCGGGGACAUACAUUCGCACGCUGUGCGUCCACCUGGGUCUGAUGCUCGGCGUUGGAGGCCAGAUGCAGGAACUGAGGAGGGUCCGGUCAGGGGUCCUGGGAGAGAAGGACAAUUUGGUGACGAUGCACGACGUGCUGGACGCUCAGUGGCAGUUCGACCACAACAAAGACGAGUCGUACCUGCGCCGAGUCAUCUUCCCGCUCGAGAAGCUGCUUGUGUCACACAAACGCCUCGUGAUGAAGGACAGCGCCGUGAACGCCAUCUGUUACGGAGCCAAGAUCAUGCUGCCAGGUGUGCUCAGGUAUGAAGACGGCAUCGAGGUGAACCAGGAUAUCGUUGUCAUAACAACAAAGGGCGAGGCCAUCUGCACAGCGGUGGCGCUGAUGACCACAGCGGUGAUCUCCACAUGUGACCAUGGCGUGGUGGCAAAAAUCAAGAGGGUGAUCAUGGAGAGGGACACGUAUCCCCGCAAAUGGGGCCUGGGACCAAAGGCGAGUCAGAAGAAGAUGAUGAUUCAGAAGGGACUGCUCGACAAACACGGCAAGCCCAACGGCAGCACGCCGGCCGACUGGAAGGACCAGUACGUCGACUACAGCAGUGUCUCCCAGGCGACCGGGGAGUCGGGCGAUGCUUCAACAAAGAGGAAGCGGGAGGUGACGGAGAGUGAGGGUGAAACGCCACCCAGCACACCGUCUGCAGAGGAGGCGAAGAAAGAGAAGAAAAAGAAGAAAAAGGAGAAGAGGCUGAAGCUGGAGGAGGCGGAGGCAGAGGACACGGGGCCAGAAGCACAGGUUGUGGAGAGCGCGAAGAAAAAGAAGAAGAAGAAGAAACAAAAGGAAGGUGACACAGAGUAAGGGAAUCUCAGGUGAACGGGUGGCGAGACCCGGCCCACGUCACACCUGAGUGCAGAUGGUUGUGGGAGUUCGGCAUGCAAGCAGAACAUAACGUUAUUUUGUAAAAAUAUUUUUUUAACUGUAAAUACCUGUUUGUACUUUUAAGAUUAAAUGUUUUUUUGUUCUGAAA
Messenger RNA from Pelmatolapia mariae (spotted tilapia), 1729 nucleotides. It is a transcript of the gene dkc1, whose product is annotated as dyskeratosis congenita 1, dyskerin. Gene Ontology annotation, biological process: rRNA pseudouridine synthesis; snRNA pseudouridine synthesis; mRNA pseudouridine synthesis. Gene Ontology annotation, cellular component: box H/ACA snoRNP complex. NCBI's taxonomy places the organism in Eukaryota, Metazoa, Chordata, Actinopteri, Cichliformes, Cichlidae. The transcript is spliced from 15 exons. Gene Ontology annotation, molecular function: pseudouridine synthase activity; RNA binding. The coding region runs from base 55 to 1560 and encodes 501 amino acids. The record is from RefSeq and is a predicted model, not a curated record.